Messenger RNA from Malania oleifera, 402 nucleotides. RefSeq lists its product as uncharacterized. Bases 1 to 402 code for a protein of 133 amino acids. The record is from RefSeq and is a predicted model, not a curated record. The transcript has 2 exons. NCBI's taxonomy places the organism in Eukaryota, Viridiplantae, Streptophyta, Magnoliopsida, Santalales, Ximeniaceae.
AUGCCCAGGUCAAUAGGAUCAGGUCUUAGCACCCAAGCCUUAUCAGGGAGGACAUCAGCAGCUCGAGGAGGAUACCAGGUGCCUUGUGGUGGCCAACAGAGGAAUGUAGCCCCAGCACGAGUAUACGCUCUGACGCCAGGAGACGCAAAGGCUGUUACGGAUGUGGUGACAGUCUGCCCUCGGUUGAGUUUUGAAAUCGCCGGCAAGUCGAUGUUGUCACCUCCGGCGAAGAACUACUUCAUCAACACGGAACAAGACGUGAAGUGCCUGACGAUUCAGUUGGUGAGCUCACUGUCGGGGGUUCUCGGUGAUAGGAAAUCUGAUGCAACAGAGUUUUCCAGUUUGAGUUGUUUCCUGUUUGAGUUCGAUACAGAUCGGUCACGACUUGAUUUUUCGCAGUAG